AUGGCAUGUGGGCUGAGCUGGCUUCUCCUGGUGGCUGUGUUAGGAGGGGUCCAGUGUGAGGUGCAGCUGGUGGAGUCUGGAGGAGACUUGGUGCAGGCCGGGGGGUCCCUGAGACUCUCCUGUGUAGCCUCUGGAUUCAAUGUUGGCAGCUAUUGGAUGAACUGGGUCCGCCAGGCUCCAGGGAAGGGCCUAGAGUGGGUCUCAAGCAUAAGUAGUGGUGGUACAUACUAUGCCGACUCUGUGAAGGGCCGAUUCACCAUCUCCAGAGACAACAGCAAGAACACGCUCUCUCUGCAAAUGAGCAGCCUGAGGGAGGAGGACACGGCCCUGUACUACUGUGCGAGAGACACAGUGAGGGGAAGGCCCUGUGGGCCCAGACACAAACCACCUGCAGGAGGAAGCAGGGUGAGGUUCAAGGCUGCAGGCCCCCAGGAGGCUCUUAGGACUCGCCCCCAAGGAAAGGUUGCUCAUAACCAGAUGAAUCGUGUUUCUGUGGAAAUCGGGACUGACCUGUGUCUGAGCUCUCAGAUGACACCAACCCUCCUUGUGGAGUCUACUAGAGACUGUUAUGUGCUGCUAGUGAUCAAAAUUCCACCUGAGGACUCACCAACUCUCUCGGCUGUUUGUGCACCCAACAUUGAAGGUGACUUUGUGUUUGUGUUUGUGAUUGUGAAUGGACCCGAUGGCUUCCACCAGCCCCUUCUCAGGUUGGACCAGGCCUUCAGCUAUGAAUUCUACCUCCUCAUGAAUAUGCAAAUUACAUGA
This is a messenger RNA of Sorex araneus (European shrew), 765 nucleotides long. RefSeq names its product immunoglobulin epsilon heavy chain-like. Gene Ontology annotation, molecular function: antigen binding; immunoglobulin receptor binding. Bases 1 to 765 code for a protein of 254 amino acids. Lineage: Eukaryota; Metazoa; Chordata; Mammalia; Eulipotyphla; Soricidae. The transcript has 5 exons. Gene Ontology annotation, biological process: phagocytosis, recognition; positive regulation of B cell activation; phagocytosis, engulfment. Gene Ontology annotation, cellular component: external side of plasma membrane; immunoglobulin complex, circulating; blood microparticle. The record is from RefSeq and is a predicted model, not a curated record.